Messenger RNA from Aphis gossypii (cotton aphid), 4252 nucleotides. RefSeq names its product major antigen (gene Pif1A). The coding region runs from base 214 to 3657 and encodes 1147 amino acids. The record is from RefSeq and is a predicted model, not a curated record. The transcript is spliced from 17 exons. Lineage: Eukaryota; Metazoa; Arthropoda; Insecta; Hemiptera; Aphididae.
UUGACUGGCCGGCCAGAUCGGAGUACGGAGUGGUGCCGUCGCGGUGUCCGUCCGCUGCAACGCGUUUCCGUCUGUAAUAAAUAAUUAAAUUAUUAUAGUACUUAAUAAAUACCGUAUAAAAACGCAAGAGGGACGCGCACCCUCAAGCCGGGGCACGCAUGCUGUUGACUUGUCGUCAUCGUCGUCAAAACUUAAAGGCACGAUAAUAGCAGGAUGUGGCCAUAUAUACGAAAAACAGAGAGCGUUGCAGAACUUAAAAUGAAAUUCACCGGUAACCAAAAUGUCAAAAACGGCAUUGGGGUUUCGGGCAAACCAACUAGGAUACCGCAGACGAGCACAAGUAUUACGGAAACAAAAAAUGGUGUGAAGCAGAAAAUUCCGAUUGUAAACUCCAAAAAAAUGAUCAAAGAUUCUGUUGAAGAUUUGUCGCUUACGAGUAAAAACUCGAGUAGAGUCAAAGACCUGAUUAAAAAGCUAAAUGAAGGUUCCCAACAGUCUAGUUUUAAAAAAAAAGGACCAGUGCAUAAGGUACAAAAAAUAUUAUCAAAUUCGUCAACAACGACCUUUCAAGAUGUUCUCGAUGUACGGAAAAAAACUGUCGAAGUCAAUAACCGCGUGGGAGGAAACACAACCAAUUCGAUGAUUUUAGACAAUGAAAAUCAAUUACCACAGAUGGUAGACUUACAAACUAUGUUUUCAUUACUAUCUGAAAAACAUUCAGAAUUAUUGCGUGCAUACAAUUGCAUGCAAAUGCAACAACUCAAAGACUCGACGUUGCGUAAAGACAAACGAGAAAUCCAACGUUUGACAAAUAUAAAUUCUGAUCUUUUAGCUGAAGUGAAUAAAUUGCAAACUCAACUUAAAGAAACAUCAGAACACAACGAACUACUCGAGUUCAGGCUUUUGGAGUUGGAAGAUAUCGAAACAACGACCAAAUUAAAAAGUCAAAACCGUGAAACCACCGAAGACAUGAGCGACUCCGGUGUUAUGUCACUAGCCACCAGUGAUGAUUUUUGUAGUGACGGAGACCAACACGAAAAUGAAUUAGAUGUAAGACGAUGCGAUAACAUUAAACAACGACUGAUGGAAAUGUAUAACAGUGUAUGUUAUUGUGUAGAAGAUAGAUCAACAAUUAAUCAAGUACUAGCUCUCAUACGACAUUUCGAGUGUCGUUUAAUAGACGUAAAUCAAAAUGAUCGCCAUAAACAGGCAUACACGGACUGCCUUCAAGAGAGUGGUAUUUUUGAAGAGGAUAUUUAUUCAGAAGCUGUAUCAGAAGCAACUCAAACGGAAAGUCCUAUUGAAAAAACCAUAGGUAUUCUUUCUACCGAUUUAACCGAAGAACUUAGAAAAUUAUCUAGGAUUCGUGAAAAAAUCGAAGAACGCAAAGUGCCAUUAGUUGAUGAUCGAGUUGCUAAAGAAUUGUCGUUUUAUAAAGAACACUGGCGAACUUUAGAAAGGAAAAUCGAAGCAUAUGAAAGCGAUGGAGACGAUAGAGUGAAACUUUUAACAACAACUAUCGAUAGAGAAUCAAGACUGGCCAGUGAAAUAAAACUUUUAUAUACCACUAUAGAUAAACUAAAAGAACAAAAUCGAUUGGUAGAAGAAGAAAAAUGUGAAUUCGAAGAGGCUGAAAAUGACACCAGACUUAGAUUCCAAAAGUUGGAAAACAAGUAUAUGAUACUGGCUGAAAAAAAAAAUACUCUACAGACAGAAUUGACUGUCAAGGCCCAAGAAAUCGAAGCACUUCGCCAAGAGUUGUCUGAAGUAAAUGCAAAAAAAUGCGAAGCCCGUAAGCAUGCGGCCUCCAUGGAAGCAUUGAUUAAUAAAUACGAGCAAAGAAAUUUUGAACUUGAAGAAUCUGAAAUGGAAACAAAAUGUAAAUUACAAAUUUUAGAAAAUGCAUGGCCUGCAAUAGUGCUAUGGAAUAUAUGGCGUGUUGUUUGUAAACAUUAUCGUAAACCCAAAUCAAUGACAACUAUUGAGUACAAACAACCUACAGAACCUGACAUAGAUUAUUUAGAGAAACUACAGAUCAUGACUAAAGAGCGAAUGGAAAUGGAAAAACGGAUCCAAGACCUUGAAUUUAAAGAAAACGUCUAUCAACAGACAUUACAACAGGCAGAUAACAUUUUGGCGAAUGUUGAGGAAGGUUACAAGCGGCAAAUUGAAGAACUAAGCUCAGAACUGGCAGAAAAACAAAAACAGUUAACAGAUCGUGAGAACCGUAUGCGAUUAUCAGCUGAUUCUAGAGAUAGAGAACCAGAACUUCUUGAUAGAAUACAUGGGCUUGAAACGGAGAUAAGAGAGCUUGUGCACAAACUAAAAGCUAAAGAUGUGGAAAAACAGUCAUGGGUUCGUCGUGAAACACAACUUAGAAAUGAUAUGGAACAGUUCGUCAAUGAAGUGUGCCAAAUUAAAUCAGAAAAUGCCGUACUUAGAAAUCAAUUAGAUUGCGAGAAAAUGAAAUUUAAAGACUUACAGAAAGAUAUUAAUUUUAAACAGUCAGUGUACGCUGAACUUGAGGAGAAAUCUAACGUUGAAGCAAAAAAUUACCAAUCUACUAUAUUAAAAUUAUCGAAACAAAUUGAUGAGUAUGACGUUACAAACGGAGAACUUAAAGAAGAAGUUGAAACUCUUGAGGCACACGUCAAACUUUUAAGAAAUGCACUAGCAGAAGAAAAGGAAAUCAAAGAAAAUAUAACUGUCGAAUUGAACCAAGAAUUGUCACAGAAACAAGAAAUUAUUGAUAAUUUUGAAAGACACAUGUCGUACAAUGGAUCGAAAAAUGCUGCCGAGGAGCUGCAGUGUGAAAACUUAAAAACUAAUAAUGUAGGAAAAUUAAACUUGGAGCAAAUCGACAAUAACAAUCUGCACAUAACGACGCCACAAUUCCCGAACUUAACACAAUUACAAACGUGCGAUGCCUGUUUUAAACAUUUUGAACCAAUUUUACAAAAAGUUAUGAACAAUUUCAACAACGUUUUAAUUACAUUAGACUCGAACAGCAAUUUAAAUUUGUCAGAUAUCUCCACUACAACGUCCGAUGAAUGCCCAGAAUCUACGAAACCCGUACAAUACAAAUGUCCACCUAAGAUUAAACAAACAGUUUGUCACCUAACCAAACAAGCGGCCAUGCUGGAGGCUAAGAAUUUCGAAAAAAACAAGAUAAUUAUGAUGCUGGCUGACGAACUGCUAUAUUUAUCUGAGCACGACAAGUGGAGUAGGCGAUUAGAAUUCACGAGAGGUCUCGAUUCCGUACCAUCCACUCGAUACGCUCCCGACUUUAAUUGCACGACCGUAGAAAAAUACUUGAACGGUGGCACCGAGUGCACUUCGGAUGAAAAGAGCGACGAUCGUAAAUACUUGUGCUUGAUCCGACCGGAAAACCCUAUCGGCCUGCACGUCGUCAGGCAAAUCGGACCAGACUGCAUCAUUCUGGCGUGGAAAUCGCCAAAACCCAAUCCUGUUGGUUUAUACGAGUUGCUUCUGAACGGGAAGUUUGCGCAGAGGAUCCCGUGCACGGAACGCUCGACGACAGUGUUGUGUCCGGUCAACCUGCAGGAACCUCUCACGAUUACGAUGAUGAACGUGGUGGACGACGAAGACGGAACGGCGUUUCCGCCCAUCACCGUACACCAUCCGUUCGUCGUAUGAGCUCCGUCAGCCGCCCUUCGUCGUUUCUCUAGUCUUCAGCAUUACUGCAAAAAAAUCAAUCAAAACCGUCCAGCUGUGUAACACGUCAUAUUAUAUAAUAUAUAAUAUCCGUCAUAAUAUAUAUACGACACAUCAAGUUAUGAUUAUAUACUGCGUCGCAUGUUACGAUCGUUAUAUUGAUUAUGUCAACAUUUUGUAUUUUGUUUACUUUUAAUAUUUUAUACCUAAUAGUGGAAACAUUAUUAAAUUUUUUUUUCUAUGUUAUCGAAUGAUUAGAAAAUUAUGUAUGUAUAUUAUUAUAUUAUUAUAUUAUUUAUACAAAAAAAACUGUUUUUGAUAAAACAAAAUAUCACAAUAAUAUCAAAUACGCCGACCGUAUAAUAUACAUAUACCAUAAUCGUGUACUCCCAUUUUCCUGACCGACACCAUUUGCGGUUACCAAACGUAUUCCAAUUAUAACGCCGCGGACAGCUAUUAAAAUGCAUAUACGCAACGUAUGAUAUUAUAGCACGUUUGAUGUAUAUUUUAAUAUUACGGUUCACACCUCUCAUUCGGACUGUUUAACCGUUGUAAUAUAUUAUCGUUAUUAUUAUAA